UUUCUUGGUCUUGCUCGGCCCCCUCAACCAUUAUUCCAAAAGAAAAGAAUUGCAGAGGGUUUUUCUGCAUCUUCCCCAAACUGAAUCGCCCCCUCAACUCUUAGAUUUGAUCGCUCCAGUGGCAAUUCGAAGAACAAACGCAAAGAGUUACAGUUACAGCUAGAGACUGGAAAAAUGCCUCUAUAUGAUUGUAUGCUUCUACUGAAACCUCAUGUGAAGAAGGAGGCGUUGAAGGACUUGGUAGCAAGAGUGGGAAAACAUGUUUACAGUAGGAAUGGGGUUCUUACUGAUAUCAAAUCAUUUGGGACAGUUCAGUUGGGCUACGGUAUUAAGAAGCUUGAUGGAAGAUACUACAAGGGCCAACUGAUGCAGAUGACUAUGAUGGCUACACCCAAUAUCAACAAGGAGCUACAUUACCUGAACAAGGAAGACAGGUUGCUUCGAUGGCUUCUAGUUAAACACCGGGACUCAAAUUAUGGGCUGGAAUUCCUUCACGAAAAUGAAGAAGAUGAGUUCAAAUUUUCUCAAGGCAGUUUAUAUGAUGAUGAUAGUGACGAAGAUGAUGAUGAUGAUGAUCGUGCUGAAUAUGAUGAUGCAGAAGAGGCGAGCAAGGAGAACGAUGGGCUAUAGAAUUUCUUCUUUCUUGUCUUUUGUGCUAAGGUUAAGUAGUUUGCCUUUGGAUUUUGAGUUUACCAUUCUCGUUCAGUUCCGACCUCAGGCACCUCGACCAGAGUUCUGUUGUUAUGACUAUUUUCUGAUAAAUAAGUUAGCUUAGUAUUAGAUUUGUAAAACAUGAAGCUUUCAUUUGUGUAAUCUGAAAAUUUUUGUUUGGAUGGGAGGAAUCUAUUGAUAAACAUUUUUCUCUUAA
This is a messenger RNA of Rubroshorea leprosula, 868 nucleotides long. The record is from the annotation of a GenBank genome assembly. Lineage: Eukaryota; Viridiplantae; Streptophyta; Magnoliopsida; Malvales; Dipterocarpaceae.